UCAGCUCCACAGCAGACAUAAGGUUGCUUUGACCAACUCUUCAGAUUGCACCAUGAGAGCUCUUGUGUUUCUGCUGCUGGUGGCUGCAGCCAGUGCCUACCAGAUGGACCGAUGUGACCUGGCAAGGCAGCUGCAGGCUGCUGGGAUGCAGUAUACUGGAGUAUCCAUAGCUGACUGGGUCUGCCUGGCAUAUCGUGAGUCUACCUACCGCACAGAUGUUGUAGGCCCUCCGAACUCGGAUGGUUCCAGGGACUAUGGCAUCUUCCAGGUCAACAACAGGUAUUGGUGCAGCGGCGGCGGGUUCAAUGGGCAAGGCUGUGGAGUCAGCUGCACUGAUCUGUUUAACCUCCAGACAUCCAUUGCAUGUGCCAAAAUAAUUGUCAGGGCCCAAGGAAUCAGUGCCUGGGCCGGCUGGGUAAGCGGUUGUCAAGGAAGAGACCUCAGUGAAUACAUCAGUGGGUGUGGUGUUUAAUGAGGGCUGUAUGUUUUACAUGACUCAACUCCAUGCCCUAUAGGGCUAUGCACGUUUCCCAUUUAAUUAAUAAAUCGGUAAACAGCAA
This is a messenger RNA of Engraulis encrasicolus (European anchovy), 560 nucleotides long. RefSeq names its product lysozyme C II-like. The coding region runs from base 53 to 472 and encodes 139 amino acids. Lineage: Eukaryota; Metazoa; Chordata; Actinopteri; Clupeiformes; Engraulidae. The record is from RefSeq and is a predicted model, not a curated record. Gene Ontology annotation, molecular function: lysozyme activity. The transcript is spliced from 4 exons.